Messenger RNA from Paramuricea clavata, 2778 nucleotides. The record is from the annotation of a GenBank genome assembly. Lineage: Eukaryota; Metazoa; Cnidaria; Anthozoa; Malacalcyonacea; Plexauridae.
AUGACCAGCGAAUAUGAUGAGGAACCAUCUACAUCUACUCCAAAGGGUAAGCUAAACUGCUUUCUUGCUGCAAGAGAUGUAAGUCCAAUUCGAACCUCAAUGAUGACACCAUGGGAAGAAGCUGCAGGACGAACCAAGAGGCACUAUUUACGGAAAGCCAGACAGGUUGUCUUUGCUACCCUUGAAGAAAUUGCACCCAAUAAUUCUGAGAUGCUGUUCAGAGCAAUAAAAGAAAGGCAACUAGAUGAAAAUGAUGACACGGAUUGCAUGCUGUUAGAAGCUUUAACAGCAUGCUACGAGAAUGCCAGCCAUUGGAGCAGUCGCAUACAAAUUCUCUCCAUCUUUGCCGAUAAGGUCAGCUUCAAAACUGUUCAACAAUGGAUUCCAGAUAUAACUCGCUAUCGAUAUAGCAUUGCAAGACACCACCUGUUGCUACAUGGCAGAGGCGCUGACAUUUCUCCCCAGAAACACGUCAGAAUUAAAGUACCUCCAGAGAAGCUCGACCACUUUUUGGCUUUCAUUACCAGUGCAAGGGUAAUACAAGAUUUGCCCUUUGGGGAGAAAACCUUAAAGCUCUCUACCACUGAAAUAAAGAUCCCAAACGUCAUAAGAAACUCCAUACCAGAACAGAUAAUUCAGCAGUAUCAGAGCUACUGUGCGGAGACCGGAUUUAGUUCCCCUUUGAGCCGUAGUAGCCUUUGCAGGAUACUAGACGUUUGUUCUGCAUCUACCCGCACCUCGCUUCAAGGCCUCGACUACUUCUCAGCAGAAGGUGGCAAAGCAUUUGAUGACAUGGUUACAGUCGUAGAUAAGCUAGGUGACGUCUAUGAACUUGGUCUGACAUGGUCCAAGGAGCAGAUUAGAAAGUUGAAACUGGCAAAGCGUUACUUUAAAAGUGAUUACAAGGUCAGUGACCUUUUAAAGAAUUUUUUAUUAGACGAAAUGCCUUGAGAAAAUGAUUACAUGUUUUGUUUCGUUCCUUUUCUUUUCUUUUCUUUUCUUUCUCCCAAUCAAGUUAAUGAAAAAUGAACUUAGAUGUCCUUAACAAUGGGCGCCGCGUCUUAGCGCUUUCAUCAAAAUGCCGUAGUUUAUGUACGAUGAAUUGUUAUAGCUGAUACAUUAAUUAUGUGAUGUUUGUGUUUUUUUCAGGUUCAUGUGUCAUCAACUUCAAGGGUCCCUGACCAUUGUAGACCUUAUGCCCUCAGUCUUGCUAACGAUUCCAAUUUUACCACCACGUGUAAUCAUCAGCACGAUCUAGUUUGUGAUAGGUGCAACCUGUUUCCUGCUGUUGUCCAAGAAUUAGAGUUACAGGUGGAAAAGGCUAGGAUUCCUCACGAAGACAAAGAAGAAAUGAAGUUUGUGGUGGCGCAGUCAAAGAAGAACAUAGAAGCCUGGAAAGCACACAUAUUACGCUUCAUCAAUCAAGAUGAGGCCCGCCUUGACAUCCUGAAAGCAGUAGAUGACAACUCUGUAUUGGUGGUGCUAGAUUGGGCAAUGAAGUUCAUCCCAAGAAAGUACAGAGAGAGCCAGGCGGACUGGUUUGGUAAGAGAGGCCUCUCCUGGCACAUUAGUGUGGCAUUGAAAAAGCCUCCUGGAAAAACCUUGCAGACGCUGACUCUUGUCCACGUGUUUCAGAAAAGUAACCAAGACAGCCUGUAUGUGUUGGCCGUCAUCGAUGAUGUAAUCGAAAAGCUAAAGACUGCAAUACCUGGGUUGAAAUCUGUGAGCUUCAGACAGGACAACGCUGGUUGCUACCACAGCGCUGCUACCAUACUUGGGAUACAUCAACUCGCCGUAAAGCACAAUGUGUGCGUGCGAAUGGAUUUUUCUGAUCCUCAAGGCGGGAAGGGACCAUGUGAUCGCAAAGCUGCUUCUAUAAAGAAUCAUAUGCGUUCAUACCUCAACUCUGGCCAUGACAUCUCGUCUGCACAAGACAUGAAAUCAGCUAUAGAGUCCAAUGGCGGUGUACGUGGUGUUGCGACUAUACUGUGUGGUCCUCUAACCAUCCCUGACCCUAGUCCUUUUCCAAAAUGGGAAGGUGUUAGCCUUAUCAAUGACAUCCAAUUCAAGACCGAGGAGAUGAAGGUUUGGAGAGCUUAUGACGUUGGGCAUGGUAAAAGCGUUCCCUAUAGCAAUUUCACUCAAACGAAGAAGACUGAACUUCCAUCGCUUACCAAGAUUACUGAUGUCCCCAGCACUAAUCUUGUAUUCUGUGAAGUCACGCCAAGGAAAUGUCAUGUCGCCAAAGACAAAGACACGAAGACAUCCGCCGACGACGACAGCAGCGACGCAGACGAGGAUACGCUUUUCACCUGUCCAGAAGAUGGAUGUGUGAAAACCUUCCAACGGUUUUCAUCCCUCCAGAAGCAUCUGGAUGGAGGCAGGCACAAGUACGCCCUCGAGAGGGAGUCAUUCCUUGAUAAAGCAAUGCUACGCUAUGCUGAAAAUCUAGAAAGUGGGGCUGCAUCCAUAGUAUGGCAAGUCGAGGAGAUUGCUGAAGAAUCAAAGGUACCUUCGAUAAAGAUGGGAUGGGCGCUAAAACGUGUUUCCACAAGUCGACACCGUUUCAAUGAGAAGCAAAAAAAGUACCUCAUCGACAUAUUUCUUCUUGGCGAGCAGACAGGGCAAAAAGCAGAUGCUAGUGAUGUCUCAAAAUCGAUGAGAAAAGCGCGCAAUGCAGAUGGUUCUCUUCUUUUCCUGUCUAAUGAAUACCUGACAUCACAGCAGGUAAACAAAGUAAAACAGCCGGAUCACAGGUUAUGUACACUAUUACAGUAA